GAGGGGCUGAAUGGCCUACUGCUGCAUCUUUGUUUCUAAAGGAGAGAGUGGGGCCUGGAUACCUGUUGUAGCUAUUUGUCCCAACUCCCCACAGUAACAUGUUCUGACGCAGUUUGUUUUGACCCCCACAGGUCGGAGGAUGAAGGAGGAGAUCGGAGCCGGUGUGAUCUUUCUGGUCAGCUUGGUGACCCGGCGAAGCGGACUCGGCCAGGAGAAGGUCAAGGAGUUUGGCGAGAAACUCACUGCUGUCCUUCACCAAAGAUACCAGGGCCACUGGUAUCCGACCAACCCCAGCAAGGGCCAAGCAUACAGAUGCAUUCGGAUUAACAGGAAACAGAAAACCGACCCGUCACUGCUGCUUGCUUGUCAAGACUGUGGCCUGGAGUAUAACCAGUUGAGACUCCCCAAGGAGAUCACUUUGUGGAUCGACCCCAGCGAGGUGUGGUGCAGGUCUGGAGAGAGCAGCCAGCCGUUCACCGUGGCUCAGUUUAAACAGGAAUCCAGGAGAGUGUCCUCGUUAGACUCGGAGCAUGAAGCCGAAAGUUCCGAGUGCAGUACGUCCGACUACCAUUCCGACACUUCAUCCGAUGAUGAGGAACGCAUCAAAGACCAACCGGCCAAUACAACACCGGCAAGAACGACAGAGGCUAGCAUCAAGGUGCCUGGAGGUUUACACCAGUCUGCUGCAGUGUGGCCCCACUAUCCUCACAAGGUGGUACAGUAUGCCACCUUCUACCAGCCCGUGCCCCUGGUCAGCUACUACCUGAUGCCAAGGCUGGACAAAGUCCUGAGACCUCCCCCUGGCUUCCUCCUGUUUCGGGGACAGUCACAACGCUCGAAGAUUAGCAAACGGUACAAAUGACAAGGAUCCAGUCUGGAGAAGGUUGGGGGGGGGGGAGAGAGAGAGAGAGAGAGAGAGGCGCAGAGAUCAAGUAUAUCAACUAGAUUCUACUAUGAGGCUGCUAUGCUUGACGGCAUUGUGUCAGGUCAUACAGGCAGGUCUGUGUGUAUGUGUCUCAGUGUGUGAGUGAGAGAGUGAGUGAGUGUGUGUGUGUGUGUGAGAGAGAGAGAGAGAGAUACACACACUGCCUGCAUAUAUGAGUAUGAAGUUUACACUACUGCUCCUGUGGGGCUGUGUAUAUUUUCUCUGGCAUGGAGACAGUCUCUGUCAUAAAUCCAGAAGCUCAGGUAUCUCACUAAAUACGGGGUGUCUCUGUUCAUGUGUACCUGUUGAAUUUAAUGUCCCUUUGGGCUUGUGAAAUAUGUCAUUUCGGUACUUUUCCUGACCACUGUCAGCUCACUCAUGUUGAAAUUUGAGCCCCACUCGCAUACAAAGAAAUUUAAAAUAUGAUGCCUCCCAUUGCCAAAUAGUCCAUCAGGGUCCACUGAGCACCAGGGGGCACCUGUGCAUUAGGGCCAAAGUCCGUGGGUCAGAAACUGGCAAUGAAAGAACGUGUUCUGCAAUAUCUGUUUGGCAAUUUUAAAUUUAAAAUAUCAGAAUUUUUUUUUAGAAGUUGGAUUUGGAGAAGUAUAUUCUCAGGGUGGGGGGAGUUGGUGAGGUGUUGAGGAAUAAAGUCUGGACUCUCUGGGAUUUUUUUUUAAAGCUGGUGUUCCCCCUCAAUGUGUAAAUGGUUAUUUGUGUCUCUCUCUUCCAGGGUGGGUAAGGGACUCCCUCCUUAACCCCAUCCCCAGCUGAAGAGAUUCUCCUGACUUUUUUGACUAAUCCCCUGAACACGUCAACUGCUGCUUCUGUCCCAGGGAUACAAGCUCCCCAGGGGUUGGGGAUGUGGAAUGGGGAGGGGGAGUGGACACCCCUGACAAAGACCCAUUUUCCACACCCCCAACCCCCCUCUUUGGCUCUCCAAACCUUUAUAAAAAUCAGAAUAAUGAUGCAGACUCGCACAGUGUUACUCUUCCCAAUUUGUGAAUGGGAGGGUUUUUAUAGUAAAAAUUAUAUUUAUUGACUACAUUCGUGUUCCCAAUUGUAAAUUGAAUAAAUAAUUACCGGUUUGCUUUCA
Messenger RNA from Rhincodon typus (whale shark), 2018 nucleotides. RefSeq names its product maternal B9.10 protein-like. Gene Ontology annotation, biological process: negative regulation of mitotic cell cycle; negative regulation of cell population proliferation. The transcript has 5 exons. Gene Ontology annotation, cellular component: cytoplasm; nucleus. NCBI's taxonomy places the organism in Eukaryota, Metazoa, Chordata, Chondrichthyes, Orectolobiformes, Rhincodontidae. The record is from RefSeq and is a predicted model, not a curated record. Bases 140 to 862 code for a protein of 240 amino acids.